This is a messenger RNA of Salvelinus fontinalis (brook trout), 4854 nucleotides long. Its product is annotated as BTB/POZ domain-containing protein 7-like. The transcript is spliced from 11 exons. Gene Ontology annotation, molecular function: protein binding. The record is from RefSeq and is a predicted model, not a curated record. NCBI's taxonomy places the organism in Eukaryota, Metazoa, Chordata, Actinopteri, Salmoniformes, Salmonidae. Gene Ontology annotation, biological process: morphogenesis of a branching epithelium. Bases 528 to 3854 code for a protein of 1108 amino acids.
UGAACCAGUCAGCAAACUGCCUCCGGAUAGGCCAUACCACCCACCCAACCAAGCGCCGCGCAAGGAUGUUUUUUUUCUUCAGGAAAACAAAUCCAAGCAAAGGGUCGCGUCUUGAGUUUGUUUUCUCGCUAAAAAACAUGCAAUUUGUUGAGAAGUCGAGGCAAAGUGGAUCGUAAGGCACAUACUGCAUUCUCUCGUUGGAUAUGGCGUCGAUCUAUGCGUGAUGCUUGGUGUUACAAAGGGGAUUUGUGCCGUUGACAUUUUUUUUUCUAAAAGGAAUUAUCAUAACUUGAGUCGGGAAUCAACUUGAAAGGAAGAAUAAUUUCUGUAAGAAGAGAAGGAAAGGAAGGCUCGAGCAUAUUGAAGUCUGCUCAAGGCAUGGCAGGCUGGGCUUGGGUGUCUAAAGAGGCUCCAGAGGACCAGGACCUGAGAGAGAGAGCCGACGGCUGAGGAACUAAGCACUUCUCCUGGGCAGAAUGAAGAUGCAGGAGGCGAGAUCCCCGAACAACAAGUGAAGAAGAGUGACGAUGGGUGCUAAUGCAUCCAGCUACCCGCACUCAUGCUCCCCUCGUACAGGGGGAAACACACAGACACAACAGACCUUCAUAGGGACUUCGUCAUACUCCCAGCAGGGCUAUGGCUGGGAGUCCAAGCUGUACAGCCUGGAGCAGGGUCACGACAAGCCCCAUGACAGGAAGAAGAAGAGCCUGGGCCUGGCCACCCUCAAGAGGAGGUUCAUCAAGCGCCGUAAGUCCAGCCGCUCUGCGGACCAUGCCCGCUUGAUGCGGGAGCUCCUGUCGGGGUGGGAUGUGCGUGAUGCCAACGCCCUGGUGGAGGAGUACGAGGGCACAUCCUCCCUCAAGGAGCUGAGCUUCCAUGCCAGCCUGGCGCGGGCCGAGGCACCCAGCCUGCAGCGUGAUCUGUCUGCCCUCUACCAGCACAAGUACUGCACCGACUUGGACCUCAUCUUCCAGGACACCUGUUUCCCCGCCCACCGCGCUGUGCUGGCUGCCCGCUGUCCCUUCUUCAAGACCCUGCUGUCCUCCUCCCCGGGGUACGGUGCCGAGGUCCUCAUGGACAUCGAGACGGCAGGCAUCGACGUGCCCAUGUUCUCUGCACUGCUGCACUAUCUGUACACGGGGGAGUUUGGGGUGUGUGGGGCGGAGGACACCAGGCUGCAGAACGUGGACGUGCUGGUGCAGCUGAGUGAGGAGUUUGGCACGCCCAACUCCCUGGAGGCAGACAUGAGAGGGCUGUUUGACUACAUGUGUUACUAUGACGCCCUGCUCAGCUUCUCCUCCGACGCGGAGCUGGUGGAGGCUUACAGCAGUGGGGGGGCUGGAGGGGGCGUGGCCACAGGGGGCGGUGGGGGGCUGGGCUCCCCAGAUGAGGACCUGAGGGCCCACAAGGCCGUGCUCUCGGCCCGCUCGCCCUUUUUCCGGAACCUUCUGCAGCGGCGCAUCCGCACGGGGGAGGAGAUGACUGAGCGCACACUCCAGACACCCACGCACAUCGUGCUGGAUGAGUCCAUCAUCCCGCGAAAGUACGCGCGGGUAAUCCUGCACUGCAUGUAUACAGACUUGGUGGAGCUGGGGCUGGUGAUGAGGGGGAGCCCCUCAGCCGGGAGCCUGGGGGAGGUGCAGGUCCUGGUUGCCGGGGGCAGGGUAGGAGCCAGCACCUGCACUGAGGAGGCCAUGGAGCUCUACCACAUUGCCCUCUUCCUUGAGUUCAGCAUGCUGGCACAAGGCUGUGAAGACAUCGUGGUGGAGAGCCUGGCCCUGGACUCUCUGGUCCCCAUCCUGAAGUGGAGCUCUCAGCCUUACGGCUCCAAGUGGGUCUACCGCCAGGCCCUGCACUUCCUGUGUGAGGAGUUCAGCCAGGUCGUGACCUCUGACGUUCUCUACGAGCUUAGCAAGGAGCACCUGCUCACCGCCAUCCAGUCAGACUACCUGCAGGCGAGUGAGCAGGACAUUCUCAAGUACGUUGUUAAGUGGGGCGAGCAGCAGCUUAUUAAGAGAAUGGCAGACAGGGAGCCCAACGUGCUGAGUGGGACGGCCCACAGUGUGAACAAGCGGGGGGUGAAGAGGAAGGACCUGGAUGUGGAAGAACUGAAGGAGAUCCUGUCCCCGCUGCUGCCCUUCAUCCGCACCGUGCACAUCCUCCCUGCCAACAGCGAUGUCCUCUCUGACGCGACGAAGAGGGGUCUGAUCAGCACCCCUCCAUCGGACAUGCUGCCCACAACAGAUGGGGGCAAGGCCAAUUCUUGGUUGCGACAGAAGAACGCUGGCAUCUACGUGCGGCCCCGUCUCUUCUCUCCCUAUGUAGAGGAAGCCAAGUCUGUGCUGGAUGAGAUGAUGGUGGAGCAGACAGAUCUGGUGCGUCUGCGUUUGGUGCGCAUGUCCAACGUGCCUGACACCCUCUACAUGGUCAACAAUGCCGUGCCACAGUGCUGUCACAUGAUCAACCAUCAGCAGAUGGCCAACAACCAGUCCACUGUCCCGUCCGUGGUGGCAAAUGAGAUCCCAGUACCCAGUCUGGCGGUGGUGAAGGAGAUGAUCCGGAGGCUGCAGGAGCUGAGGCACACAGACCAGGUCCAGAGGGCCUACGCCCUCAACUGUGGCGAGGGGGCCACUGUCAACUAUGAGCUGCAGCUGCGUGUAUUGAGGGAGUUUGGCCUGGCGGACGGGGCUACUGAGCUACUGCAGAACCCCUUCAAGUUCUUCCCAGAGGAGCGUUUUGGAGACGAGAGUCCGGUUCUGGCCCUGCGCCAGACAGGACAUUGUCGGGUCAACAGCAGCCCAGCGAUGGACAGCAUGUUCUCAGACCUGGAGGGCCUGGCUGGGUUUCACCCCCCGCUGCCUCCCCCUCCACCCCCAUACCACCCCCCUGCCACUCCCAGCCGUGCCCAGCUGAAGGGGGCAUGGAGGCCCCAUGUGCCCAUCCCACCCCCCACCCGCUCCUUCUCCUACCCCUGUAACCGCACCCAGCUCCAGCUCCACGCCUCAGCCAAGCAUGGUAGCCCUGACUACCCCUCUGCCCCCAGGCCUCCACCUCCAGACUGCACCAAACCCCAGGCCAUAGGUCGAGCCCUGCUCGCAGAACCACAGCUGAGCAUAGAGCCUGUGAUGAGGGAGUUCAUGCCUGACAUCGCUCUGGGCGUCUCUGUCAUGACCCUGAGGGAGCACCGUAUGGGGAACAGGGACGGUCACAACCCUCACCCUCAUGGCCCCACCCUGACCCCACACCUCCCCCCCGGACCCUGUCCCUCAACUCGCCUCAGCCAUGGCCACGCACACUCCUGUAAGAGGCACGCUCCAGAGCCAAAGCUGGAGGCCCAGGCAGAGUUCCCUGACCUCUACGACUUCUCCUGCCGACCAGCCACCCCGACCUCCAGCCACCCCCUGGCUCCUCCCUUCGCAGGGCCAGACCUCUACAGCCACAGCCCCUCCAGCAGCCUCCCUCCCUCCUACGUGUCUGACACUCAGGGAUGGACAGUUGAGGCACGCUCUGACCCCCUGCACUUGGACGUGCUGGGCCUGCCCCCCCAGCGGCAGGAUGGAGCUCUGGCUAAUCCCUCUGGUUCCCAUGCCAAGGCAGGACAUGUCCCCAGAGGACAAUCAAACAAUGAGACUGACCUCACUCACGGCCUUGGCCACUUGUGGGGCUCCGCUAGUGGAAACCUAGAAGGGUAUGAGGAGAGGCCGUCGGCCCACAGUGAACCCCAGAAGAUUACUGGCGAGUCCACAGGGUCAGGGGCCCAGCAGCCUCAUAGAAAUAGUGUUAGCGAGGAGGCUAACAGAGACCGCAGGUCGCCUAACAAGCCUGACUACCCUUACAAGAAGUCAGCACUUUAACCCAUGGGGAGGAGUGGGGGUUGAGUUGUCUAAAGGGAAAGGUGGGGGAAAUUACCUCCAGUCAUGGACAUCAGAGCACUAAUGAGUGUGUGAAGGGUUGGCUAAUGAUUUCUAUUUAUAUAUUGUGUGUGUAAAUAUCCCACCUCCUCCAGCCCUCCCUUUAUGACAUAGUACUGUCUUCACCUCACGUCUCCUCUGAUUGUUACAGACUAGCGGCAUCUAGUCUGUAGGUUAGAGAAACAGCAGUGACUGUAGUGUUGCAGUCAGACUGUUGAAUUGAAGCUUGCCGAAGUCAACCUCAGUGCUGCAGUUUUACAAUAUCAUUCCAGCAGUACUGUUUAGGAGGGGUUUUGCCUAUUUUCCUUGAGCCUUGUUGCACACAGAGGUGUGUUGUAACCUCUUAGAUGUGGGAGUCAGGAAUGAAGAUCAUAUCAUUACGAUCAUAACAACAAUGUGUUAUGAUCGUAACAAUUGUGUAAUAUAGCUGAAAUAUGUGCUGAGGACAUGUGAUAUACAUAAGGACUGUAGUCAUCAGCAUAUACACUGCUCAAAAAAAUAAAGGGAACACUUAAACAACACAAUGUACCUCCAAGUCAAUCACACUUCUGUGAAAUCAAACUGUCCACUUAGGAAGCAACACUGAUUGACAAUAAAUUUCACAUGCUGUUGUGCAAAUGGAAUAGACAAAAGGUGGAAAUUAUAGGCAAUUAGCAAGACACCCCCAAUAAAGGAGUGAUUCUGCAGGUGGUGACCACAGACCACUUCUCAGUUCCUAUGCUUCCUGGCUGAUGUUUUGGUCACUUUUGAAUGCUGGCGGUGCUCUCACUCUAGUGGUAGCAUGAGACGGAGUCUACAACCCACACAAGUGGCUCAGGUAGUGCAGCUCAUCCAGGAUGGCACAUCAAUGCGAGCUGUGGCAAGAAGGUUUGCUGUGUCUGUCAGCGUAGUGUCCAGAGCAUGGAGGCGCUACCAGGAGACAGGCCAGUACAUCAGGAGACGU